AGGUCCGUCCUGUUGCUAUGGUUACGGAGUUUGUUUCAGCUAGCUGAGGGUCAUUUAUGGUUCAAUAGCAGCUAGCAGCUAACGAGAGGUUUUUCUUUACUGAAGCUAAUUACGAAUAAGACCGACCUCUGAGUUUAUUACAGGUGUGACAGGUGAGUAAAGUUUAGCUAACUCAAUCCGAGUUUUAAAAAGUUAAGUUAGCCCAACAUUUGAGAGAUUUGCUGUGGAGGAAUGUUAAAUAUGUAAUUUAAGUUAAAUGCAUUGAUAUUCAGGGUAAGUUCCAUAUCUCCUGUUACACGUAUGUAACACAUUUGGUUACAUUAUAAAAUUAAAAUAACUAUGUAACCAUGUUUUUUAUUUUGUAUUAUUUGGACAAAUCAAACUUCCGGCUCUCUUUGAAUGUGACGUAGUUGCUCUUGGUUUUCUUCUCGGUCCACUGAUCGAUCGAUUGAUGCAGACUCUGAAUGACCUACACAGUAUCCUCACGCUGUGGUGUUGGUGCUUUUGCUAAAGUCGAGGAUCUGAACACAGAACUAACUCGCUGUGCUAAGGUGCCCGGCCCGGGGGGGGUGCGAUGCGGACCGUGACGUCAGAGGGCGGCCGGCAGCAGGCCGUGGUCGUCAGGAGGAGCGAAUCGGCGGACGCUCGGGGGAUCGACGGCCUCAUCGGCCCCUCAGCUGUGGCGGUGUUUGGGAGGGUCAACGUAAUCCACCUCCUAGAGAAAGCCAACCUGGCCGUGACUCUGGCCAAUGAAAGGGAGGACAUUGUGGCCCACGCUUCCUUCUUCGAUCACCCCGUCGGAGGCUUGGUGGACCAGGCUCACUGGGAACCGUUCCUGCAGAAACACUUCAGCGCCAAAACAUGCACACCUUGGAACACACUCUUCCUCCACAUCUUCUUGGCACAGCCAGAUUUUGCAGCUUCAUGUAUAAAGGAAAUAAUGAGGGCCGUCUUCAACGCCGUCACAGAGCUUCAGAACGUCUGCCUCGUCAGCCCCAACGUCGGCCGUUUAGAGGCGGCGCUAGAGGAGGUGUUUGAGCCGCUGCGGCGCCGGACGGACCCCGGGCCUCGCUGCUUAGCCUUCGUCUGCUGCAGAGAGGAGCACAGUCCACAGCUUCUCAUCCGCCCGGCCAGGGUUGAAGAUCACGAUGACAUCAUGCAUAUUAAUGCAGAGAGGGAGGACCCCCGGGCGCCCCUCCUGGUGGAGAUGCUGGAGGCCCAGGACGAGAAGAACCCCGCCCUGGUUUGUGAGAGCGACGGAUUCGCCGCCGGCCUCAUGAGGCUCUCCACUGCGGUCGAUGUGACUCGUCUGAACGCAGACUUUGAGUGCGAUGACUUCGGUGGUUUCUGCAGACGUGAGGACGCGGAGGAGACGCAGUCGGCUGGACGCUCCUCAGAGAAUCCCAACGCCGUCUGCAUUCAGGACUUCAUUAUUCACAAGAAUUAUGCCGCCAGAUCAGUGGACUUUAUUCCAUAUAUAUUCAACCUUUUCCCCGACCUGGACUUCUGCAUCGUCUCCGUUCCGAAGCCGUGCCCCAAACUCCCGCUGCUGCUGCAGAGCUUCCUCAGACGGACGUCUCGCGCCUCCAGCUGGCCCCCCCAGGACCUGUACGUGCUCCCCCGCGCCGGCCUCAGCGGCGUGGAGGUGAGGUCGGCUGUGGCUGCAGACCGCCCGGCCCUCUGUGAUCUGGUGAAGGGUCUGAGGCUCAGCGAGGCCCUGCUCCAGGACCUGGACUGCUUCUACGAGAGCCGCAGGGACCCGGGCGGCGUGGCGCUGCAGGCCUUCGUGGCCCAGCACGGCGGUCAGCUGGUGGGGACUCUGAUCCUCAGAGACGAACAGGACGCCGAGUACAUCUGCGCCCGCUACAACAUCGAGAACUUCAUCUACUUCAGCCACCACCGCCGCGAGGAGCUCGCUCUCAUGCGCCACCUGGUCCUCAAGAGCUGCUUCCAGCACCUGGGCAGACACCUGUUCAAGGAGGUGCUCCGGCUGGCUCACAGGUCCUGCCUGUUCCACAGAACGUACCCCUGCAUCCAGGGCCAGGAGCACACUCUGAAUUCCUGCGUCCACCCCCUGGACGUGGUGCUGGACGGCGCCGUCCCCGUCCGCCCCCGACGGCAGAUCCUGUACCCGCUGGAGCAGCUCGGCACCAACGGCCCCUCCAGGCGGAUCACUGAGGACCAGGCGCCGUUUGCCCUCAGCCUCAUCAGCAGGAAGUUGACCUUGGAGCCCAAGGUCGCCGUCAACGCCAGGAUCGUGGUGGUCGGGGCCUCGGACACCGGCCUGUCCUUCCUGGAGGUGCUUUGUCUCUGCCCUCACCUGAGGUUCCACAGCCUCACCCUCCUCUCAACGCACGGUUUCCCCGGCGACCACGAACACGACGACGUCGGCUUCCUGUCCACAAGUCACGCAUACAGCAGAAGAGACUUGGCCCAGCUCCCCCUGCGCUCCUGCGUCGCCACGGUGACCGGCAAGAUGGUGGGCAUCAACAGGAAGUCCAAACUCGUCCUGGUGUCGGACGGCGUGAAGCUGCCCUACGACCACCUGGUCCUGUGCACGGGCCUCCAGUACCAGGUCCCCGGACCUCCGGGUGUGGAUCUGCAGCCAAACUGCUCCAGGUACACCGGGCCCGUCCCCGCCAACCUGCUCACCCUCAACGACCUGCAGGACUGCGCGGCGGCUCGCCGCUGGCUGCUGUCCAACUUCGUGGAGCUGGAGGAUAACGCCGUCGUCUACGGGGACGGCAUCGACGUCUUCACCGCCACGGAGACCUUGCUCCGCCUCGGCGUCCGGGGGGGUCGCAUCCACCUGGUCCUCCCGCCUCCCGGGGGCGGCGCCGCCCCCCGCCUGGUGGACCCUGUGGUGGAGCGCGCCGUGGCCGCGGCCCUGCGGGAGGCCCAGGUCCAGGUCCACCGCCGCUGCCUGCUGACCCGGAUGGACGGCGGCGGGGACGAAGCUCCGCUCACGUCUGUGUCCUUCGCCUCGGAGGGGGGGCCCCUCCGCCUGCAGUGCGGCGUGUUCAUCCACCUGUCCAACAAAGGAGUCGACUACGACGCCUUCCGCAGCAUCAACAGCUGCUUCCUGCCCUUCGACGGCAGGCUCGUCAUCGACGCCACGUUCCGCACCUGCGACCCGUGCGUCUCCGGAGCCGGGCCUCUCACCAAGUUUUCCCGCCGCUACCACGCGGACGAGUGGUCGCACGGCAACUUCGACUCCAGGGAGGUGGGCCGGGACCUGGCGGCCACGUUGCUGCCCCGCUUCGACCCCACGCUGCAGCCCGAGGCGCCGCCCGAGAGGGGCCGCCUGCUGCCGCUGUACAAGCAGGCCAAGAUUCGAGGUGGGAGGCUUCCCGGAGGGUUGAACUACCUCCACGUGACCAAACCGUCCCCUUCCUACGCCGCGGGUCCCCCUGUUACACAUUUGCAGGACAGCGGCAUCGUGACGGGACGAGCGGAGACGGGGAACUACUUUUCCUUACGCCUGGACCGCUACGACCUGGUGGACGAGCUCACCUGCCUGUCCCUGGAGCCCCUCCCCUUCUCCAAUUACCUUUGUCUGUUCGGGAAACACCAGCAGCUGCUGGGCCAGCUGUCCAGCCGCUACCGCCAGGGCCUGAUCCACGACCUGUACAGUUUCUUCAGACAGAGCUGGUGUUUGGCCAUCUAUCACGACAGGUUCUCCGACUUUGAGCAGGAGCUUCAGCAGAUCAACGCAGAGGACGAGCGGCCCAGAGACGGCGCCGCUGUGCGGAGCAGCGCCGCCCGGUUCCUGAGCUACAACCGGAACCUGCUGCCCAUGUUCGCCCGGCCGGGCCUGCUGUGAUGUCACGCGUGAUGUCAUCACAUUGACGAGGCUCUCUCACCUUGUUCAAUGUGUUCAAAAAGCUUCUUUUUUCCUCUUUCCUCACCAAACCCAACUGAGAUGGAAUAAAUAUCCCUCAUAAAACGUAUGAAAACCA
Messenger RNA from Pungitius pungitius (ninespine stickleback), 3959 nucleotides. RefSeq names its product cilia and flagella associated protein 61 (gene cfap61). The transcript is spliced from 24 exons. The record is from RefSeq and is a predicted model, not a curated record. NCBI's taxonomy places the organism in Eukaryota, Metazoa, Chordata, Actinopteri, Perciformes, Gasterosteidae. Bases 575 to 3823 code for a protein of 1082 amino acids.